Molecule: messenger RNA, 977 nt
Organism: Alternaria alternata
Lineage: Eukaryota; Fungi; Ascomycota; Dothideomycetes; Pleosporales; Pleosporaceae
Exons: 2
Coding region: 160-786 (208 amino acids)
Biological process (GO): post-translational protein targeting to membrane, translocation
Cellular component (GO): Sec62/Sec63 complex
Source: RefSeq, a predicted model, not a curated record
CGUAAUUCACCCACCCACUGGUCUUCACCUUCCCACCGUAUCUCGCCUCUGAGGACACCGUCGCUCCUUUACAACUCUGGUAUUUGCGCCUGCACCGGAUCGCGAGCCCGUCGAACCCCCUUCUUCCACCACACAGACAACCCGCACAUUACAUUCACCAUGUGGCCAUUCGACAUGGUCGACUGGGUGAUGCUCACCGUGCCCUUCGCCUACAUUGGUAUCCUCGCUGGUUCCUUUGCCGUCUUCACAAACCUCUACCGCAAGCGUCAAGCCGCCAAUGCCGCAUCCCUCGAACCCUGGUUCCCCACACAUCUCCAGCGCAAUGUCUACCUCUCUCUUCUCCACAUGGACGACCCCAAGGUGCCGGACAGCGUACUGAAAGCUGCACUACUGCGCCGCGCGACCGAAGACAUUCACCGAAUCGUACAGGUCAGGAACGCGAAGCAGGCGCUACAAGUGUUGCUGCAGAGGGGUAGUGUGGGCGAUGAUCUGUGGCAGCGAUUCCAGAGGGCAGAGAAGGAAAUCGAGGAAGAACUUAGGGAUGUUGUUAGCGAGGCCAACGCUUUCGCACCAAAUUGGGGUCAGACCAUCUUCCAAUCCGCCUCUGAAAUGGCACAGAACAACCACAUCCGCGAGCGCCUAGCCGAGAUCACGGCGAAGGCGCCAGCGGAAAAGGAGUGGUGGGAGAAGCGUAGGACCGACAUCCAGACUGAAUUCAUGAAGGAGCUGGACGAGGAAAAGGCCAAGAGCGAAGACGGUGUAAUGGUAGAGAAGGCCAAGGCCUGAGUGUUGCCUCGUUGAGAUGAUGCAUACUUCUACUUCAGGGGUCGAACGGGGGGUGGUUGAAGUUGUCUAGGGUAUCGGCGUUUUGCAGCAUUUGACGGCGUCCUGGACAGCUGCACUUUAGUUGCUGCGUGAGCGCAUCAGAUAUGCUUUUAUACCAUGUUUAGUCGAGUUAGUGCAGAUUUGCAACGGGC